This is a messenger RNA of Oryza brachyantha (malo sina), 2643 nucleotides long. RefSeq names its product delta-1-pyrroline-5-carboxylate synthase 1. Gene Ontology annotation, molecular function: ATP binding; glutamate 5-kinase activity; glutamate-5-semialdehyde dehydrogenase (NADP+) activity. Bases 140 to 2290 code for a protein of 716 amino acids. The transcript has 20 exons. The record is from RefSeq and is a predicted model, not a curated record. NCBI's taxonomy places the organism in Eukaryota, Viridiplantae, Streptophyta, Magnoliopsida, Poales, Poaceae. Gene Ontology annotation, cellular component: cytoplasm.
GCGGGCCUUCGUAAACCCUCGCCUCUCUCCUCUCUAAUCUCUAUUUAUCCCCUCCUUCCUCGCGGCUGCGGCGACAAGGCGGCGAGCUGAGAUUGAGAGACGUGGGAGAGAGACAGGGAGAGGGGAAGCGGCGUCCCCCAUGGCGAGCGUCGACCAGUCCCGGAGCUUCGUCAAGGACGUGAAGCGCGUCAUCAUCAAGGUGGGCACUGCAGUUGUCUCCAGACAAGAUGGAAGAUUGGCUUUGGGCAGGGUUGGAUCUCUGUGCGAGCAGGUUAAGGAACUGAAUACUUUAGGAUACGAGGUGAUUUUGGUCACUUCAGGUGCUGUUGGAGUGGGACGACAGCGACUUAGGUACCGUAAGCUUGUCAAUAGCAGCUUUGCUGAUCUGCAAAAGCCACAGAUGGAGCUAGACGGAAAGGCUUGCGCUGCCGUUGGCCAGAGUGGACUGAUGGCUCUUUAUGAUAUGUUGUUUAACCAACUGGAUGUAUCUUCAUCACAACUUCUUGUGACUGACAGUGAUUUUGAGAACUCAAAGUUCCGGGAGCAACUCACUGAAACUGUUGAGUCAUUAUUAGAUCUUAAAGUUAUACCAAUAUUUAACGAGAAUGAUGCCAUCAGCACUAGAAAGGCUCCAUAUGAGGAUUCAUCUGGUAUAUUCUGGGAUAAUGACAGUUUAGCAGGUCUAUUGGCACUGGAACUGAAAGCUGACCUCCUUAUUCUACUCAGUGAUGUGGAUGGCUUGUAUAGCGGUCCACCAAGUGAACCUUCAUCGAAGAUCAUACAUACAUACAUCAAAGAAAAGCAUCAGCAAGAAAUCACUUUUGGAGACAAGUCUCGUGUAGGUAGAGGUGGCAUGACAGCAAAAGUGAAGGCUGCUGUCUUGGCUUCAAAUAGUGGCACACCUGUGGUGAUUACAAGUGGAUUUGAUAAUCGGAGCAUUGUUAAAGUUCUCCAAGGAGAAAAAAUCGGUACUCUCUUUCACAAGAAUGCAAAUUCGUGGGAAUCAUCUAAGGAUGUUAGUGCUCGUGAGAUGGCUGUUGCCGCAAGAGAUUGUUCAAGGCGUCUACAGAAUCUGUCAUCAGAGGAACGGAAAAAGAUAUUGUUGGACGUUGCUGAUGCUUUGGAGGCAAAUGAGGAUUUAAUUAGGUCUGAGAAUGAAGCUGAUGUAACUGCAGCGCAACUUGCUGGAUACGAGAAACCUUUGGUUGCUAGAUUGACUAUAAAACCAGGGAAGAUAGCAAGCCUUGCAAAAUCUAUCCGUACCCUUGCAAAUAUGGAAGACCCAAUUAACCAGAUACUUAAAAAGACAGAGGUUGCUGAUGAUUUAGUCCUUGAGAAAACAUCUUGCCCGUUAGGUGUUCUCUUAAUUGUUUUUGAGUCCCGACCAGAUGCCUUGGUUCAGAUUGCAUCUUUGGCAAUUCGAAGUGGUAAUGGUCUUCUCCUAAAAGGUGGAAAAGAAGCUAUCAGAUCAAACACAAUAUUGCAUAAGGUUAUAACUGGUGCUAUUCCUUGCAAUGUUGGUGAAAAACUUAUUGGCCUCGUUACAACUAGAGAUGAAAUCGCAGAUUUACUAAAGCUUGAUGAUGUCAUUGAUCUCAUCAUUCCAAGAGGAAGUAAUAAGCUGGUUUCUCAAAUCAAGGCGUCAACUAAGAUCCCUGUUCUGGGGCAUGCUGAUGGUAUCUGCCAUGUAUAUAUUGACAAAUCAGCUGACAUGGAUAUGGCAAAAUCUAUAGUAAUGGAUGCAAAAAUUGAUUAUCCAGCAGCCUGCAAUGCAAUGGAGACAUUACUAGUUCAUAAGGAUCUUGUGAAGAGUCCAGGCCUUGAUGACAUACUGGUUGCACUGAAGACAGAAGGAGUUAGCAUUUAUGGUGGACCUAUUGCGCAUAAAGCACUGGGAUUUCCAAAGGCUGGUUCAUUUCAUCACGAGUAUAGUUCUAUGGCCUGCACUGUUGAGUUUGUUGAUGAUGUUCAAGCAGCAAUUGACCAUAUUCAUCGUUAUGGAAGUGCCCAUACAGAUUGUAUUGUCACUAGAGAUGAUAAGGUAGCGGAGACUUUUCUACGCCAAGUCGAUAGUGCUGCUGUCUUCCAUAAUGCAAGUACAAGAUUCUCUGAUGGGGCUCGUUUUGGACUGGGUGCUGAGGUUGGCAUAAGCACAGGGCGUAUCCAUGCCCGUGGACCAGUGGGUGUUGAAGGUCUUUUGACUACACGAUGGAUCUUGCGAGGGCGUGGGCAAGUGGUGAACGGCGACAAGGAUGUCAUGUACACCCAUAAGAGUCUUCCAUUGCAAUGAGGUCAAUGCUUUUUAGCCUGUUCAGAAGCAGGUGAUUAUCCUGUGAAGUUUGAUAGUUUUAUCAGAAAGCAAGCAAAGAAUGGUGAAUGGAUUGAUCGAUUUCUCUGCUUUGUCAUCCUGUACAAGCAUCUUAUUGCGGCAUUCCAUUUGUAUUGAGUUUGGAGGUCCCACUUUCAAAGGUGACACUAGAAUAAAUUAGUUCUGAUAGCUAGAUUUUGGAGGUGCUGCCUCUUCAAUGUAAUAAUAAAGUAAAAUCAGUUCUGAGAAAAACUUGCCAGCGCGUUAUGCCUGAAAUGAGCGACAGACGACGGUAACAUAUAUAUGAUCGCAAAAUAUACUGCUGGUUAUUUCCA